Molecule: messenger RNA, 654 nt
Organism: Ostreococcus tauri
Lineage: Eukaryota; Viridiplantae; Chlorophyta; Mamiellophyceae; Mamiellales; Bathycoccaceae
Product: unnamed product
Exons: 2
Coding region: 1-654 (217 amino acids)
Source: RefSeq, a predicted model, not a curated record
AUGCAAAACCUCACCGACCCACAUUUGGUUGGUUUACCGGACGAUGAAAUAUACAGACGGUACAAGCGCGUGCUGUUUCGAGGCGUCUACGCCUCGGCCGAUCGAAUCACGGACGGACAGUGUCACCUAUACAUCGCGUGUGAGGCGCAGACGUUUAACGCGCAGCUUCCGUUCACGCGCGGGCUGAAGGCUGAAGGUAGAGAUGACACGGCAAACGCCUCGGCGUCGAGAGCGCGGGCGUUCGCGAGCGAAGAUUUUCAUCUCUUGGGAUACAUCAGCGCGUUCACGAAUUUACGCGCGCUACAGAUGCACGCCAACGCAAGUUUACGAGGGAAACGGGGGUAUUAUUACAUAUUGCAGGUGGACGCCGCGAAGUUCACGGUGGUGGAUGACGUCACGGUUGACGACGACGCGGAGGAACCGAUGGCCGCCGCGGACGAGGUAGUAUUGGAUGACACGUGGGGGGCGGCGAAGGGACACGGGAAUCGAGUGCGCGUGCACGGCGUGAUUAAUGUCGAAGCCAUAGAGCGGAUAUGGGUCGCCGAUCGAGAGGGGCACAUGGGCGAUGAGGGGCAGUUCAAAGAUGUCACGGCGCCGGGCGGGCACAACGUGCCGAAAGAACUCGCGGUAGAAGCGCCGCCCGCGACGGCUUGA